AUGCUUCAAGUAGCUUCAGAUAUUGUGAAAAAAGAAGGAGGAGUUCAUAAAUUGUGGACAAUUGGAUUGGGAGUUUCAUUCACAAGGAGUUUAUUAUAUUCGAGUUUUAGAAUUGGAUUAUAUGAUCCUAUUAAGGAUUCAUUGGCUAUGUUGAAUGAUGGAAAUACAAAGCAAUUAUCACUUGGAAUGAAGGCAUUUGCUGGUUUGAUAAGUGGUGCAGUUGGAAGUGCAUUAAUGAAUCCUUUAGAUGUUGUGAAAAUUAGAUUUCAAUCAUCGGGAAUAACAGGAUCAGCAAGUACUGUUAAAAAUAAGAAUACAGUGGAUGCAUUGUGGAAAAUUGCAAGGGAUGAGGGAUUUACAGCUCUUUACAAAGGAUCCAUAGUCACAAUGGUCAGAGCUUCGGUUUUGACAGCUGCACAAUUGAGCUCUUACGAUCAUUCCAAAUAUUUAUUAUUGAAGAGUAAUUUAUUCGGCCACACCUUCUCAGAUAACCAUGUUACACAUCUUUGGAGUGCCCUUAUCUCUAGUCUCUGUACAGCUGUGACUAUUUCACCAGUUGAUGUCAUCAAGACCAAGUAUAUGAAUGAUGCCAAAUUGAAAACCAUUUCCCCAACAGGAGAAGUGCUAAAGGGAGGAAAAUAUAAUGGUAUUAUCGAUUGUGUAGUUAAGAGUGUUAAGACUGAGGGUUACAGAGUUUUGUUCAGAGGAUUCCUUCCUUCAUAUGCCAGAUUAUGUCCUCACUUUUUGUUGAGCUUGCCUCUUUACGAACAGUUCAGAAAGUUAUUUGGUGUUCCACCUGUGUAA
Messenger RNA from Naegleria gruberi, 804 nucleotides. RefSeq lists its product as uncharacterized. The coding region runs from base 1 to 804 and encodes 267 amino acids. The record is from RefSeq and is a predicted model, not a curated record. NCBI's taxonomy places the organism in Eukaryota, Heterolobosea, Eutetramitea, Acrasida, Naegleriidae. The transcript has a single exon.